AUGAUUUGGAGCAGCGAUCUAUGUUACAAGCUUUACUUCUGGCCAUUUUUAAACUAUCUGGCUGGUAUAAAAGGAAUUUGUCCAUAUUUUAUAGGUUAUUUUCCCUUUAUCACACUUGCGCCGGGUACUAUAUUGACAUCGCCUUCCACAGCUUCCACAACAACAUCCACCACUACGUCCACCACAAUCACGACGACGACAGCCGCAACAACGAUUCCGACGUUUCCGACGUUUCCGACGAUUCCGACGUUUUCGCCUACACCGCCAACCGUGACCACCCAGCAGCCGUGUCCGGCACAACCAUUGGCGUGCUUGAAUGGUGGCGUGCCACCAAUAGCCUAUUGCCCCUGUAUCGAUCCAAGGCUAAGUGGACUGGCGGGUGGCACUAGUGGAACUACCGCAGCGGCACUGCUGACUAGAUUCGGUCAGGCAUCACAGACGCAACUCCAAAGUGCAGGACAAUUGACUGAUCGUCUCACAUUUGCGCCAAUUAAUACACAAUCGAAUGGCGGCGCGCAAAGCUUACAACCACAAGCUAGUGGAUCUUCAAUGACAAAUUCAUUUUUCAAUUUACCGUUUGGUGUGCAAAAUGGCGCGCAGUCGCCAGGACCUGUUGGCUCUGAAGUGAUGGUUUUCACACAAAAUUGCGUCGAUUCAAGUUUUCAACCUGGCAAUUGUGUACAAAUAAAUUUAUGUCCGCAGUUAAUGCAGGAUUAUUAUGAUGCUAUGAGAACUUCGUCGUAUUUCAACGAUUUUCAGAAUUUCAUUAGCGGUUCCGUGUGCGGCUUUGAUGGAUACACUUUUAUGGUCUGUUGUGCCCUCACCCGCAAUCUACAAAGCCCAGCAAAAUCUAUCCCUUUCAAUCCCGUCGCUACACAACAACAGAGUGGACCAAAUACAUUGACAUUUAAAUUUUCAUCGCUCAAUUCGAAUGCCAGCAUACAAACAUCGCCACAAAUUAAUCCAACGAGGACGCCAUCACAAUUAGUAACCCCAGCGCUAAUACCUCCAACGAGUGUGCAGCCAGUACCCAGCAGUACAAUAGGCACUGGCAUCUUGCCAACCAAAUCCAACCGGCCAGAGGUGCUAUUGCCACCUUCAAUUCCAAACAACGUCAAUGCCACAGUUGUAAAUAUACCCACGCGCUUGCCAUCGUUGAGAGGGCAGCAAAGUUGCGGAUUGACUUCAGCUUAUACAAAUAAAGUUGUUGGUGGUUCAGAAGCUAGUCGAGGCGCCUAUCCAUGGCUCGUCGCUUUGGGCUAUCGCGACGAAUAUAAACCGGAUGCUUUGAAGUUCCUUUGUGGUGGUAGCUUAAUCUCAAGUCGCUACGUUUUAACCUCUGGACAUUGCAUCAAUGCUUUGCUGAGCACAGUACGCCUGGGCGCACAUGACCUUGGCAAUGUUAACGAAGAGGGUGCCAUAAAUAUAUCCGUUGAACGUAAAAUAGUGCAUGAGCAAUAUAAUGAGCGUUAUGUCGUUAAUGAUAUAGGAUUGGUUAAGUUGCGCACAGCAGCGCCAAUUACAGCAUAUAUUGGCCCAAUUUGCUUGCCUGAUGGAGAACGCUUCGAACAGAAUUUUGUGGGGAUGAACCCAUUUGUUGCUGGCUGGGGUGCAGUUAAGUUUCAGGGUCCAAGUUCAAAUGUUUUGCGUGACGUUCAAGUGCCCAUUGUGAACCAGCAGUCUUGUGAACAGUCCUAUAGUUCUGUGUUUCAACAUAUUGCAUUUACUGAUAGGUUCAUCUGCGCUGGCAAUUCUUAUGUGGAUGCUUGUCAGGGGGAUUCCGGUGGGCCACUGAUGAUGCCGAUGCUGGAGAAUGGCGCUUAUCAUUAUUACAUACUUGGCUUGGUUUCUUACGGUUAUGAAUGCGCUCGAGCUGGAUUUCCUGGAGUUUACACACGUGUGGCUUCCUAUUUACCGUGGAUUCGCAGUCACAUGACUUAACGAUGAGUUUAAGAUGAGUAAAAUUGGUAU
Molecule: messenger RNA, 1971 nt
Organism: Rhagoletis pomonella (apple maggot)
Lineage: Eukaryota; Metazoa; Arthropoda; Insecta; Diptera; Tephritidae
Product: phenoloxidase-activating enzyme-like
Exons: 7
Coding region: 1-1941 (646 amino acids)
Biological process (GO): proteolysis
Molecular function (GO): serine-type endopeptidase activity
Source: RefSeq, a predicted model, not a curated record